Messenger RNA from Melitaea cinxia (Glanville fritillary), 1362 nucleotides. RefSeq names its product zinc finger protein 622. Gene Ontology annotation, cellular component: preribosome, large subunit precursor. Gene Ontology annotation, molecular function: nucleic acid binding; zinc ion binding. The transcript is spliced from 6 exons. Bases 136 to 1362 code for a protein of 408 amino acids. Gene Ontology annotation, biological process: ribosomal large subunit biogenesis. The record is from RefSeq and is a predicted model, not a curated record. Lineage: Eukaryota; Metazoa; Arthropoda; Insecta; Lepidoptera; Nymphalidae.
UGAUAAAUACGUCGUCUAUUAACAUUUAAUCGCAAUAGGGAACAGCUGUAAAAUAUCAAUUAUCAAGUCUAAAACGUGUUCAUUUAACUGUGAUAAACUUGACAAAAAUUAGCUGUGAUAAAAUUUCCUUUAAACAUGUCUAACGCAUACACGUGCAUAACAUGCCAGGUGAUCUUCAAAACGGCAGAUUUACAGCGUGAACAUUACAAACUAGAUUGGCACAGGUAUAAUUUGAAAAGAAAAGUCGCAUCCAUACCUCCUUUAACCAUAGAGGAGUUCGAACAGAAGGCAAAAGAGCACAGAGAACAAGCAGAAAAUGCCGAUCGAGAUGAAUCAGUGUACUGCAAAUAUUGCUCAAAGUUUUUCAAUACUAAAAACUCUUAUAACAAUCAUCUUAACAGCAAAAAACAUAAAUUAGCAGAAGAAAAAAGUUCGGUAAAUCAAGGAUCGACCAGUGAAAAGAAAGAGCAAAGACAGUUAGAAAGAGAUGACAGUCACUCAGAUAGUAAUAGUUUUGAAAAAAUCGAAGCGAGUAAAGCUGGCCCUCCUCAACCAGAAAAAUUCGUUGUUGUGAAUGCCGAUGAAGACUCUGGUGAUGAUGAUAUUGAAACAGAUUCAGAAAUUGAAGAGCUUGACUCUGAUGAAUGGGAAGAAUGUCGAAUUAAAGGUAGUGAUUCACUUAUUAAACCUAGGGACUGCUUGUUCUGCGGUCACCACAGUAAGAACAUGGUGAAAAAUCUGAAACACAUGUCUGAGGCUCAUUCAUUCUUUAUUCCUGAUGUUGAGUACUGUUCAGAUGUUAAAGGACUCUUAUUGUAUCUUGGGGAGAAGAUUUCACAAGGAUUUAUGUGUUUAUGGUGCAAUGAAGCUGGUCGUACAUUUUACUCCAUGGAAGCUGCAAGGGCGCAUAUGAUUGACAAAGGUCAUUGUAAAAUGUUGCAUGAGGGCCUUGCAUUAGCUGAAUAUGCCGACUAUUAUGAUUAUAGUGCUUCAUAUCCUAAUCAAGAAGGAGAAAAUAUGGAUGUAGAUGAGGAAGUUGAAGAGCCAGAGACUUUGGAAGGUGAUGAUUUUCAAUUGGUGCUACCAUCUGGUGUUACAGUUGGUCAUCGCAAUCUUAUGAGAUAUUAUAAACAGAACAUAUCUCAAAAUAGCCAAGCUCUAGUUAAGAAAUCUGAUCGUAAACUUCAUAGAGUGCUAGGAAUGUAUCGGGCGUUAGGAUGGGCACCAAAGGAACAAGCAGCAGCAGCCAAGAAAGCUCGUGACAUUCACUUUAUGAAACGUGUGCAAGCCAAGUGGGAGAUGAAAAUGUCUAUCAAAAGCAAUAAGUUCCAGAAGCAUUUCCGUCAACAAGUUAACUUCUAA